UAGUUUAGCAUARUUAUCAGUUUGGUCUUUUUACACGAGGCGAAGCAGUCGAGCAAAUAUGGCCGAGUCAGAGUACAAGAUUUACGUCGGAAACUUGAGCUACGACGUCGAAGACAAAGAUUUAGAGGAUCACUUCUCCAAGUACAAUGUAGUUGAAGCCAGAGUUAUUUACGACAGAGACAGUAGAACCUCCAGGGGUUUUGGGUUUGUAACGGUGGAUUCUGCGGAAGACAUGAGAUCGGCAUGUGAGGACUUAAACGACACAGACUUUGAGGGACGAAAGAUCAAAGUAUCAGAAGCCACGAGUAAAGGAAGUGGAGGAGGUGGUGGUGGAGGACGGUAUGGAGGUAGAGGACGUGGUGGCGGAGGAUAUGGAGGAAGAAGCUACGGCGGUGGUGGCGGAGGAUACAGUGGUGGUGGUGGAUACAGUGGUGGCGGUGGAUACAGUGGUGGCGGUGGAUACAGUGGUGGACGUAGCGGUGGAUACAGAGGUGGACGUGGUGGUGGUGGUGGGUACAGUGGCGGAGGAGGAAGAUAUGGUGGUGACAGCUACUCCAGCGGCGGGGGUUACCAGCAAGGACACGCCUAAAUGGAUGCCACAUAAAGAGGGUCUUUCGCCUGGUGUUGACCUGAAGUCAGCUACUUACAGAUAGCUGUAUCAGAUCAGUUUGCCGUACUUAGCAAAUCUUAACCACUUGUACAUUGUCUGUCCUCAUACCAAGGAUAGAUGGCAUUAAACAUGUACAACGCAGGCUGAAUAUGUGAUUAUGAUAAUCAUUAUGAUUUAUUAUCUUAAUAAAUUUAAUGAUAAUCAUGAAUUGUAURUGUAAAGAUCAUUAUUUUUCUAAUAAAUAAAGGUUUUCUCGGCAGCAUAAAA
Actinia tenebrosa (Australian red waratah sea anemone) is the source of this 877-nucleotide messenger RNA. RefSeq lists its product as uncharacterized. The record is from RefSeq and is a predicted model, not a curated record. Gene Ontology annotation, molecular function: RNA binding. Lineage: Eukaryota; Metazoa; Cnidaria; Anthozoa; Actiniaria; Actiniidae.